AAAGGUGGCACAGACGAGGGCAAGGCCAAUAGCAAAUGACGUGGGUGUGCAAACGAACGCAGACACGUAAAUAGUGAGGUGGUACCCGUCGCGACUUCUUUUUCUCUUCACUUCUCACUUCAAUCACUACGCGCCGGGAGAGCCUUUCCUCUUACAAACGAAACCGAUAGCACAUCUGCUACCGCAGCGACCCAUCAUUCAUCAAAAUACGCACACGGCUUGUUACAAACACAAAUUAACACCAUGGUCAUCGCGAACCCGCUCCUCAACUUUGUCGUUCGCGGCUUCCAGGCUCUUUUCGGUAUUGUGGUACUCGGAAUAUCGGUCUCACUCAUUCGCGGCCAUCACUGGGGUGGUCUCCCCGCUAGUCUAGGCUUCUCAGCCUUUGUCGGUGGCGUCACGAUCCUAGGUGCAGCGAUUGGGGUCGCAGGACUGUUCUUCAGCUUCUUGGAUGGUAUGAUUGGAUUGAUAGUUGACGGCGCUGUUGCUGUCAUCAACGCGGCAGGUGGCAUCGUUCUCGCUCUCAAGAUCUCUGGUGUGGAUUGCGAUGCCGACACAACUAUAGAGAACGCGACUAAGCUCGUUCUCAACGACAUCUUCAAUGGCGGCUGCAUAGCCAAAGACAACUGCUGGUACUAUUACGAGAAAAAUGACCCCAACACCAUGAAGUCGAGGUGCAAGUCGACCCAAGCCGACUGCGUCUUCAUGUUCCUCACCGUCAUUGUCCUCGCGGUGACCGCCUUGCUGGCUUUCUUGCGUAUGAAGAAGGGCUACUAGAUUUGGCGUAGCGCGAUGCAUUGUAGCGAUGAUCCGAAUUACCCACACUCGACGUAGUGCUGCGGAUGCCUCUAGGGGAUUUCACAACGGCCUCUUUCUCGUAUUACGAUACCCCACUAAGUUGAAGCGAUUCCAUCAUCAGCGCGAUUUGGUACAUGGACAAGCGUUUCGACGCUCUUUUUCGUUCUUCACUGAUUAGGUACACCCUUUAUGAU
This is a messenger RNA of Alternaria rosae, 992 nucleotides long. RefSeq names its product marvel domain-containing protein. Gene Ontology annotation, biological process: eisosome assembly; protein localization to plasma membrane. Lineage: Eukaryota; Fungi; Ascomycota; Dothideomycetes; Pleosporales; Pleosporaceae. The transcript is spliced from 3 exons. The record is from RefSeq and is a predicted model, not a curated record. The coding region runs from base 244 to 777 and encodes 177 amino acids. Gene Ontology annotation, cellular component: eisosome; plasma membrane.